GAGAGACUGAAACCACGGUCAUUUGAAAUCGCUGAAAAAACAGUAAUGAACCUUCAAAAUGGCGCCACGUAGAAAAAGUAUUGGCUCUCUACGCGUUCCACUAACUGACAGUUUAAACAAAGAAAAUAAUUAUUUACGUUCGUUAAGUGAUUUUCAAGCACGAGUUCGCAGACGAGAAAGUAUUCGAAAUUAUAAAAAUGUAGCUGAAUAUGAUUUGGAGCAAAAAAUUAAAUUGGAAACUAAAAUAAAAGAAGGCUCUUCCAGAUUGUUGGCUGCUGCGCGACAUCCUGCACAAAGUUUGGAGGCUGCACGUGCUUUAUUUACUUCUAACAAACGGAUGUCGGCCUAUAUGGUUGAGUUAGAAAACCGAGGAAAAGAUGCAUCGUUGAAAACGAGUUCGGAUAGCAAGGGCAAAUUAUCUAUCUCGGAUCUUAGAUUUCCUUUGAUGUGGAGAGAUUCUGAUUACUUUAAAAACCGUGGAGAUUAUCGAAGAUUCGCGAUUUUUUGUAUAGUUCGAAUUGGCGCAGAAGUUCAGGACACGAGUUUACUUUUUCCAAUCGAUAGAAAGCAAACGGAUAUUAGUUUUCCUGACGUUUUAUUAUUCAGUAACGUAUCAGCUGAAUUUGAAUUAUCUUUAGAAGUUUAUAGUCAUAUUUUGCAAGAAGACCUUAGUAUUGCCAGUACUCCGAGAAAGAUUAGAAGAACUAUCCAUUCUUCAAUUUCGAAAACAGUAGGUCGAAAGUUUGCGGCCGCUCUACGAAAUGAAAAUGAGUCUAAUAAAGCACCACAGUUUGAGUUACUGGCUUACGCAAAGAUGACCCUUAACGAUACCAAUGAGAAUAUACGUUCACAUGAUCUAAUAUUAAACAAUUUUGGUAGUAAAGCUAAUGCAUUGCCGCUUUUCGGACAUUUUUGCUGUCGUUUAGCUGUUCAACCGUAUUACAUCGAUAAGGAAGUUUGUGCUGGAUUCGCAAUUAUAAAUAAUCGACGAUGCUGGAUACGAUUACGAAGUUUCCAAAUUGAAGUUUGGAAAUCGAAGAAAUGUUUGGAAAAAUUAGAAAAACCUACGUGUACGAUUUGUGUAAACAAGGAAACUAUUGUCCGCCGAUCGAAAUCAACGAAAAAUCAAUUACGUAUAAUCAAUCACCUAAAUGGUAACGAGGUGCGUGAUGUUAUAGAAUUAUAUUCGAACGAAGAUGUUCAAGAAUGGUUUGAAAAAUUGGAAACAUGCAUUAAAGAAUAUGUCAGAUGGAAACAUGCAGCGAUAACAGUUCAACAAAUUCCACAUUCCGAGUAUUCGAAUGAAAAUAUAAAUAUAAUGAAUACCUUUAAUGGAAGGAACAAACGACACCGAUCUCUUUAUGACGAAACUUCUUUAACAGAUAAUAUUUGUAGGGAAGAAAACAUACUUUGCUCUACAUAAAAGUUUUAUUUCAAGUAUAUUAAUAUUU
Messenger RNA from Bombus impatiens (common eastern bumble bee), 1451 nucleotides. RefSeq names its product rhotekin. The coding region runs from base 59 to 1423 and encodes 454 amino acids. Gene Ontology annotation, cellular component: actomyosin contractile ring. NCBI's taxonomy places the organism in Eukaryota, Metazoa, Arthropoda, Insecta, Hymenoptera, Apidae. The record is from RefSeq and is a predicted model, not a curated record. The transcript is spliced from 4 exons. Gene Ontology annotation, biological process: mitotic cytokinesis; septin ring organization; actomyosin contractile ring assembly.